UAUUCUGUAAGAAUUGUUCGGUACGGUGGUUGUAACAUUACCGUUCCCAUACAAAGGAAAAGAAAACAGUAAACAGUUUACUGUGUAAUUCUAUAUAAUAUCUUAGUUGUAAAUACACUUGAAAAUUGAGAAUUUGAUAUAAAAUCAGUUGAGAUUUGUAUAAAAUUAUAAUUAGCGUACUGUAUUAAGUUUGAGAGAUUUGCCAAUAUUAGACGUAUUCUAAUAGUUAGAAUAUUAGCUUGAUAAACUCGGGUACUGACUGACAGUCAGUCUCACAGUGCCUGAUCUGAGUGAUGGUUGGUUGAUAGCGAAAAGUGAAACAUCUAACAAUGGCAGUGCAUAUGAAUAAGGUUAUGUCUUGGUUUGUAAUAAGUAAUGUGGUAAAUAACAAUUUGUUAAGUAAAGUUGUGAGUGCCAAAGUAAUACAUGGCACCAGAAAUAUGUCUUACACGGUUCGUAAACUUGAGUUUAAAGAAUUUGGAGAUCCAUAUAAAGUUUUGAAUUUGGUUGAAAGUAAGUGUGAAGAACCUCAAAAUAAUCAGGUUGUAGUGAAGUUCCUGUUGGCUCCGGUGAACCCAGCAGACAUCAACACUAUCCAGGGAGUGUACCCGAUAAAGCCGGAGUUGCCUGGUGUGCCAGGAGCUGAGGCUGUGGGAGAGAUUGUGGCUGUAGGAUCUCAAGCCAAGACUCUACAAGUGGGUGACCGAGUAAUCUGUAACACACAGCCAGCGAGCACCUGGAGGACACAUGCAGUGGUCCUUGAGUCUGAUCUGCUCAAGGUGCCAAAAGAUAUCGGCCUGGUGGAAGCUGCUGGUGCGACCUCGAACCCAGCCACUGCCUACAGAAUGCUGAAGGACUUUGUGACAUUGGCACCGGGGGAGGUCGUAGUGCAGAAUGGGGGCAACAGUGCUGUGGGUCAGAACGUGAUACAGUUGGCGGCAGCUUGGGGACUAGUGAGCGUAAAUGUGGUACGUGACAGACCUGACCUCCCAGCACUUCAGAGUUAUCUCACACAGCUGGGUGCUCAUCAUGUGCUUACUGAGGGCGAAUUUGAGAAGCAAAGGGACUUUUUUGAAAAGAAUUCACUGAAGAAACCACAGCUGGCACUGAACUGUGUGGGUGGGAAGAGUGCGCUGAGUAUACUCCGAGCUCUGAGAAACAACGGGGUGAUGGUCACAUAUGGUGGCAUGUCACGAGAGCCUGUCACAGCACCUACAUCUGUCUUCAUCUUCAAGGACAUUUCUCUGCACGGCUUUUGGAUGACUAGAUGGCACAAGAGUCACCGCAACACUGAAGUCCAGAAGGAAAUGUACAAGGACUUGUUUGACUUAAUGAGACAAGGGAAACUCAAGGCACCCUCACACAAGAUAGUCCCCCUAGACCAAUACAAAGAUGCUAUCUCCAACACAAUGAACGUUAAAGGCUAUGCAGGAUUUAAGUACUUUUUAGACUUAAGUUAGAACCCCCCACCAAAAUUGGGGAUCAGUACUGAUUCACUACUAUAAAAGAUCUGUGAUUUUCAAUAAUAUUCAAGUCUAGUAAGUUAAUGGGAAUAAAAUUGUUAUUUAUAUUUAA
Molecule: messenger RNA, 1575 nt
Organism: Homalodisca vitripennis (glassy-winged sharpshooter)
Lineage: Eukaryota; Metazoa; Arthropoda; Insecta; Hemiptera; Cicadellidae
Product: enoyl-[acyl-carrier-protein] reductase, mitochondrial
Exons: 4
Coding region: 330-1460 (376 amino acids)
Biological process (GO): fatty acid metabolic process
Cellular component (GO): mitochondrion
Molecular function (GO): trans-2-enoyl-CoA reductase (NADPH) activity
Source: RefSeq, a predicted model, not a curated record